AUGAAAAUUAGGAUUCGUGUCAUCGUGGGGAUCAUGAUGUUCCUGGGGUAUUACAUAAUGUACAUCGUCCGGUACAAUUUGAGCGUGCACAUAUUGGACAUGACUCAGAUGAAGAAAAGAGUAUAUCUAUAUAAUGGAAGUGAAAUUACAGCGCGUGCUACUGGCACUAGAGGUGGUGUGAUAAACCUCAUAAAUCUGAAUAGCCUCAAAAUUUCAACUAUAUUUUGCGCGUACCACGUGGGAUAUGUCAUAUGUUUUCCUAUAUUCCACACCAGAGGAGAUAAACUUGGUCCAACAUUGGUGGUAGGCAUCGCUGGUUUGACAUCGGGAAUGUUGAACUGUCUCACGCCCGCUGCUGCAUACUUCCAUUUCUGGGCACUAUUUGCCGUUCGGAUCUUGAAGGGAUUCUGUGCUGGAGCAAUGUUACCUAGCAUGGUGCAGUUACUCAGGAAUUGGAUGCCACCCACUGAAAGAAACCACUUCAUGUGGGCAUAUUGUGGUAUAACAAUAGGAACGUUUUCGACCUUCGUAUGUUGCGCAGUGAUAGAAUACUAUUCCAAAUGGCCCAUAGGAUUCUACGUAACUGGCGUCACGCAAAUAAUUUGGGCCGCUCUAUGGAUUUGUAUUAUCACUGAUUAUCCUGCGAAGCAUCCUUUCAUAUCAAAAAGUGAGCUAGAUUAUUUGAACAAGUCUCUUUGUGCUUCGUUUACAAUCAAGUCAAUAAACUCUCAAGCGCCAUGGAAACAAAUAUUAAGAUCUGUGCCAUUUUGGACUCUAUGCAUGUUACACUUUGGUUAUGCGUGGAUGAUUAUCUCCAUAUGUAUUCAUGGUCCUAUGUACUAUUGUAUUGUCGUGCAAUACAGCAUAUACAGUGCGUCUGCACUAACAGCCUUGCCGUUCCUAUUGCGUUUGAUCCUGGGCACAGCACUAAUGCAGCUGUUCCAUCGGUUCAAGAUGAACUCUUCUCCAGAAAGGAUCAGGUCUGCAAGGAGAUAUAUCGUCGUCGUAUCUCACGUACUGCCGGGCCUGCUGGUGGCCAGCACGUGGGUGACGCACCUGGUGCCGGGGCCCAUCCUGCUGACCAUGGCCGUGGCUCUCACUGCUGCCGGCAUGGACCUUACACUUGAACUGUGCUAUGAAUUGUCGCCAACGUAUGCAAACUUAUUGAAUACAGUGAUCAAGAUUAUAGGAAACAUCCCUGGGAUUGUUGUUCCACUUACCGUCGGGAACGUCACUAAUCAAUUUAAUGAAUCUCCAUACGUUUGGAAACAUGUCUGGUGCUUCCACGCUUCAGUGUUAUUACUAAGCGGAAUGGUAUUUCUAAUUUGGGGAGACACACAUGUACAACCGUGGAAUAGCAUUUAUCAAAGGCCACCCCAUAGUCCUAGAGUAAAACAAAAACCUUCUAUGAUGUCAAACAUUGAUGAAGUGGAUGAAGAUAAUCUAAGCAGACAACAAUCGUACCGACCUAGUAUGGUUUUAAAACCAUUAAAAAUUUUACAACCGAAAUCAUCGAACACAGUUUAA
This is a messenger RNA of Pectinophora gossypiella (pink bollworm), 1527 nucleotides long. Its product is annotated as sialin-like. Gene Ontology annotation, biological process: monoatomic anion transport; transmembrane transport. The transcript is spliced from 13 exons. Gene Ontology annotation, molecular function: transmembrane transporter activity. Lineage: Eukaryota; Metazoa; Arthropoda; Insecta; Lepidoptera; Gelechiidae. Bases 1 to 1527 code for a protein of 508 amino acids. The record is from RefSeq and is a predicted model, not a curated record. Gene Ontology annotation, cellular component: plasma membrane.